This is a messenger RNA of Peronospora belbahrii, 1431 nucleotides long. Lineage: Eukaryota; Oomycota; Peronosporomycetes; Peronosporales; Peronosporaceae. The record is from the annotation of a GenBank genome assembly.
AUGGCUUUCUCGUUUAAUGCGACGCCAGCAGCGUCUAGUGCUCCCUCUGGCUUUAGUUUUGGCACAAAUACAGCGUCCUCAUUGACUCCAAAUGAUUUUAACUUUAAUAAUGGUACUUGUACUUCAUCUAGUGCCUUCAAUCGUGGCUCUACAACGUCAGUAGGAGCUCCAGGAUUUCAUUUUGGUGCAACACAAGGGUCCGGUCAAUCACAAGCAGGAGGAGGAGGUUUUGGAGGCUUUAGCUUGACGACACACCCAGGCAAUACAUGUUCAUUAAUAACGCCACGAAUUACACUGGAAACAACAUUUGAAGUACUACCGGAUGAUGUCAAGAAGAAUAUGACGCAAUUUCAUGCUUUUUUAAAGGAACAAGAUCAAUUGGAUGCAUUUCUUAAGACAGUCUCAUGUCGUCCGAUGGAGUUACUACGGGAGAAUAUAGGACGCUUGGAACAACAAGUACUAGCAAGACGUAAUCGUCAAGAUCGUCAGACAUCGGCGGUUCAACAUUUGCGUCAGGAUGUACGGCAAUUACUUCAUCAAGUCGAUGCGGCGACGCUUAGUCGUCGUAGUCUUGACAAUAGCAAUAAUGGUCCUGCUCCAAACAUGUAUCACGUCAUGCGACGUGUGGAAAUGCCAUCGCCGUAUUAUUGGGAGCUACUUGAUCAUUACGAGCAAAAGAUGGCAGUUAUCAAGGCACAGAUUGAAGAUGUAGAAGCACAAUUGGAACCUUUUGAUAACCGACAGGAUGACGCGGCGAAUGCGGGUGGAGUACCGGCACCGGCUCAACUGCAGCAAAUUUUGAUGGCACAAAACACUGCGCUCAUGCAGGCUGCUGCUCGUGUGGCUGAAGUGCACGAGAAGGCUGAGGAAAUGCGGCAGCUAUUUCUUGCAAAAAUGCAGGAAGAUUUGGCUCGACGUGGUGAAAAGAACCCGGCAGCUUUUCAAAAUCCGUUCGACAGACGCAAGAAAAACACCGAGGCGGACAAACGCCAGGCUAUUGACAAGGUUCGCUUUCGCACCAGUGUUGCGCCUACAAUUGUUGCCCCGCAGCCAGUGGCCGCGGCCCCUCCUGCUACGACGUCAGCUUUUGGAUUUGGAACUACGACUCCUGCAGUAGCGACUACUCCAGCUCCUGCCAGCGGAUUCAGCUUCAGUAAUUUGUCUGCUCCAGCCAAGUCGGUGUCAUUCAACCUCGCAGGCGCUACAGGUACAUCCAUCGCACCACUUGCCGCGACCACCAGUGUGACGGCUACACCCUUUGCAGCUGGAUCGAUAGCAGCAGCUCCUGGAGCCAGAGGAUUCACGGCCCCCACAGUAGCCACAAGCGGUUUUGGCAGCCUUACGUCUUCAUUCCUUUCACCUCCCGCAACCGAUGGCAAGACCUCCGUCGGUUCUAAACGUGGUAGUGGCCGUGCGCAGAAGAAACGGUAG